AUGGACCAUUGUAGGGGCGGCAGCAUCCCCAGGGACCCACCAAGGGACGACGGCACGACAAGGAACACUCCCAGAGGCUGUGGCGCCGGGCAGGGACCUUUCAUGAGCGGUGACGCCCCCAGGGGUCCUGCAAAAGAUGGUGGCCCUUCCAGGGCCAUCCCAGGGGUGGUGGUAUUCCCAGGUUCCCACUUAGGGACAGUGCUAUGCCCCGAGGGACUCUCCCAGAUGCGGUGGCGGCCCCAGAGACACCUUCAGGGUCUGGUGUUCCCAAAUGCCCUCCUAGGGCCGGCGGCGUCCCCAUGGACCAUUGUAGGGGCGGCAGCAUCCCCAGAGACCCUCCAAGGGACGACGGCACGACCAGGAACACUCCCAGAGGCUGUGGCGCCGGCAGGGACCUUUCAUGAGCGAGACACCUUCAGGGUCAGCGAUGCCCUCAGGGACCCUCCAGGGAAAGUGGUGCACACCAGGGGUCCUCCCAGGGGUGGUGGUGCCCCCAGGGGCCCUUCCAGGGUCAUUGGUUCCUCUAGGUGUUCAGCCAAACGCUUUGGCUCCCCCAGGGACGGUUGCACCCCCAGGGGCUUGAUCACAGUGUCAUACAGAAGGUCUGGUGUUCCCAAAGGCCCUCCUAGGGGCGGCGGCGCCCCCAUGGACCAUUGUAGGGGCGGCAGCAUCCCCAGGGACCCUCCAAGGGACGACAGCACGACCAGGAACACUCCCAGAGGCUGCGGCGCCCGGCAGGGACCUUUCAUGAGCGGUGACGCCCCCAGGGGUCCUGCAAAAGAUGGUGGCCCUUCCAGGGCCGUCCCAGCGGUGAUGGCAUUCCCAGGUUCCCACUUAGGGACAGUCCUAUGCCCCGAGGGACUCUCCCAGAUGCGGUGGCGCCCCCAGAGACACCUUCAGGGGCCCUACAGGUCUGGUGUUCCCAAAGGCCCUCCUAGGGACGGCGGCGUCCCCAUGGACCAUUGUAGGGGCGGCAGCAUCCCCAGGGACCCUCCAAGGGACGACGGCACGACCAGGAACACUCCCAGAGGCUGUGGCGCCGGGCAGGGACCUUUCAUGAGCGGUGACGCCCCCAGGGCUCCUGCAAAAUAUGGUGGCCCUUCCAGGGCCGUCCCAGGGGUGGUGGCAUUCCCAGGUUCCCACUUAGGGACAGUGCUAUGCCCCGAGGGACUCUCCCAGAUGCGGUGGCGCCCCCAGAGACACCUUCAGGGUCAGCGAUGCCCUCAGGGACCCUCCACGGAAAGUGGGCCCUACAGGUCUGGUGUUCGCAGUAGCCCUCCUAGGGGCGGCGGCGCCCCCAUGGACCAUUGCAGGGGCGGCCCAUCCCCAGGGACCCUCCAAGGGACGACGGCACGACCAGGAACACUCCCAGAGGCUGUGGCCGGGCAGGGACCUUGGCGGUGGCCUUGGGAAAAACUCCUGCAAAAUAUGGUGGCCCUUCAGGGCCGUCCCAGGGUGUGGUGGCAUUCCCAGGUUCCCCACUUAGGGACAGUGCUAUGCCCCGAGGGACUCUCCCCAGAUGCAGUGGCGCCCCAGAGACACCUUCAGGGUCAGCGAUGCCCUCAGGGACCCUCCAGGGGAAAAUGCGGUGGCGCCCCCAGGGACACCUUCAGGGUCAGUGAUGCCCUCCAGGGGAUCUCCUCAAGGGAAAGCGGUGCAUCAGGGUCCUCCACGGUGGUGGUGCCCCAGGGGCCCUUCCAGGGUCAUUGGUUCCCUCUAGUGUUUCAGCCAAGGCUUUGGCUCCCCAAGGGGCCCUUCCAGGGGCAGUUGCGCCCCAGGGGCGCUGAUCACAGUGUGUACAGAAGGGGCGGCGGCGUACCAUGGACCAUUGUAGGGGCGGCAGCAUCCCCAGAAGGACCCUCCAAGGAGGGACGACAGCACGACCAGGAACACUCCCAGAGGCUGUGGCGCCGGGCAGGGGCCUUUCAUGGCCGGUUGACGCCCCCAGGGGUCCUGCAAAGAUGGUGGCCUUCAGGGCCCGUCCCAGAGAUGGUGGCAUUCCCAGGUUCCCACUUAGGGACAGUGCUAUGCCCGAGUGACUCUCCCAAAUGCGGUGGCGCCCCAGAGACACCUUCAGGGUCAGCUUGA
This is a messenger RNA of Homarus americanus (American lobster), 2088 nucleotides long. Its product is annotated as collagen alpha-1(III) chain-like. NCBI's taxonomy places the organism in Eukaryota, Metazoa, Arthropoda, Malacostraca, Decapoda, Nephropidae. The transcript has 8 exons. Bases 1 to 2088 code for a protein of 695 amino acids. The record is from RefSeq and is a predicted model, not a curated record.